AUGCAUUGCGUCCAUGGCCUCUUUGCCGCCUCGUUGGUGGCACGUCUGGUUUCCAGCGCUCGUAUAGGUGCCUUCCAGACAACAUGCAAAGCCGAAGAUGUGCUCUACGCAGAAGGAGUGCCAGCAGGCUUCGACAAUGAGAACAAAGAUGUGCUUUCGUCACAUCGGUUGCUGGAAUCUCUUGCCCCUGGAGUGGAUCCAAGUGCAAUCAUGACUUGCUACAACUUGCACCGCAAGUCGGACAAGUGGAGGCUGUCGUGGAAGCAGAAGCUCGCUGACAAGCUGAUCGCGGCAAGCCAGGAGACAUUAGAUUCGAGGCUCCGGCGCGGUCUGGUCUUUCCUCUGCUGAAGGGCAUCCUGAACUUUGGAGGAGGCCUUGAGAGUGAGAUGCUGACCUGGGCCUUUGAGCACGAAGACGGGAAGAAUCCAUUUUGCCAGAUGCCGUCGGAAGCACGACAGAAACGAAAUGAGCUUUUGGAACACUUCGCGCACCUGCUUGUCAGCGGCGCUGCGGAGAGCGAGAAGAAACCGGAUGAGGGCUCGGCUCUCGUGCUUGAAGGCCUGAGCCAGCUCAUCCAGAAGGCGAUUGUGGCAACAACCAUGGCUGACUGCGGGAUGUUCGAGAACAUGACGGACAGCAGACGCCUCAAAUGGGACACCAACUUUGCGUGGCCUCCGGUGGUGUUGAACUCCUUCGAACUAUUGGCUCAAGCUCCAGCGAGCCCACGAGAACGAUACUUCGUCCAGUCCUUGGUGGAUCUCUUCCAGGACUACGUGAAGAAGACGGGCGUGGACCUUUCCAACCCCGAGAUCCCUCCAGAAAUGGAGAGAUUGUGGUCCAUGUUGCACAAGAACGGAGUGACUUCAGAGGAGGGCCGAGUGUUCGCUCGGGCCGAAGAGCGGGUGAGCGGCUUGUCGGACAAUGCCAAGAGGCCAAUGUCCUGCCAAUGCCACCACGUGGCCACUGCCAUGGCCUCCGCGAUGGGCAAGCACCUGAAAGAGGUGGGAUUCGAUCCAUCGAGUGCCGAAGCUGACUGGGUGUGGCAGGCGACGGAUGUGUCUGAAAUGCUGGACCUCUUCACCCUCACAGAGGCUGGCUUGGAGGAUCCCAACCUUUCCUUCCUCUACCUGCUGGGCGAGGCAAACCGUCUCAAGCACUCACCCGUGGAAGAGGGCGAGCAGCUGUCAGAAGAGUCAGUCCAAAGGUCGAGGAUCAAAGGUGUUCUCGUGGGCUUGCCCAUGAUCCAGAACUACUUGGCGCAUUUGGACAUCAAGCAUGGCGGCGGCGACGACAUCAAAAAGAAUUACGCCGCAAAAGAGAAGUGGUUCCUCUUCCUAAACAUCGCCUGGGCAGUCUUUCAUGAGAACGAGCAGGUGGGCAUCGGUGAGUUGCAGCGGGUCUCGCUACAGCACCGGCAGCAAAACGUAGCUUUCGGCCUAUUGGUGUCUGCCUUUUCCGUGCUGUCGAGCUUCAGCUGGGAUGGUAUCAACUUCAAGGAGACAAACACAGAGGCCUUCAACGACUACAACGUUGCGUUGUACACCGUAUGGAACUAUCGCUGGGUCAGGGCCCUCUUCGAACCCCGGCGCCUCCAGUACCACUUCUGGAACGCUUUGGGGCUUCCGAUGCUCGAGGCCAUCGGUAACCAGGGAAGCUCCGCCUACUGGGUGAACUACCGGCGCGACGGGCUCAUGGCCAGCUUGAUCAACCUCUCGCCCCUGCCAGAGGACCUACAGCACCCAUCCUGCAGCAGUCCCACUGUCAUAGACCCGGCCGAUUCCGAGACGGCACCUGGCUUCGUCGACGGUGGACAAAAGACCCGCCCUGGCUUCUUGUGUCCGGCAGCCCAUCGGGAAGAUAGGGGCAAUGCCGUGCCUGCCUGCAAGGCGAGUCAGGCGUCUGUCUUGUCUCCGAGGCUGGAAUCCGGGGGAGGUGGAGACGCCGGCGCCGGUGGGAGCCAAAAAAGCGGUGCAGGAGGCGCGGACGGCUUUCAAGCUUCCUCAGCUACUGCACAGCUCUUCUUCGGAUACCUCUCUGCGCUCUUCAUCGCGCUGCGCAGCGGCGUGUCCAGCGCCAAACCAGGCAAGGAUCAGGACCUCCCCUUGUGGUCGGAGCCUCCGCCCAUGCCCAGUGUUGCCGCUCCGCAGUCGCUGGUGCUGCCCCGCCGCUCGCUGUCCUUAAACGUCUUGGAUGGCUACGACACCCUCAAGCUCGCCCUGAGGCUCCUGCUGUCCACGGUGGGUCAGCGAGAGGCGGCGUCGUCCAGUCGCCGGCUCCUGGAGGUCCCGACGAUACAGGAGCUGAGCGUCUGUACGCAUGUCGGGCUUUACCAUACCAUCCGGCGGCGGGAUCUCAGCGAGCGCACACUGAAGCUGACCAUUACGGCCAUCUUUCAGGUGGGCACCGCCUUCUUGAGCUUGGAAGCCGACGACGGAGGUCCCGUGGUCUCCAUCGGCUGGCCGGUUCGGCUCAUCGAGGCGCUCCUGGCACGCAGUGAUGCCGAGCCCCAGCUCCUUGUUCCCAACUCUCGGCUCUGCAUCGAGGCCGUUCGCAACUUCGUGGUCGAGACAUCCCACAGAAGUCUCGCCCUUCCUGAUUUGUGGCGAGCAAUGCUGCAACUACUGUUCCGCGCAGCUCCGACCACAUCCAGGGCGCUGUGGCCCAGUGCAAAGGACAAGGAGGUGGAGGCCGUCCAGCUCCUCAUUUGGCGAAGAGGACUGGUUUGGCUUCUCGCACACCCGCAGCUGCACGAUGGGGACACAGCCGGUGAGGACGGCGCAGGAAGCCCCAGCGAUUCGGAAGCCAACUCUUUCUGGGGGUGGGCCUUGUCCGAGCUGACGACGUUGGCUCAGGAGAUGGCUGGAAACCGGGGUACCGGAUCCAUCCGGCUGUUGCUCUAUGCCUACAGGACGCUCCUGCACAACCUCGCGCGUCCCGUGAGUGCAGCAGAGUACGCGCGAGACGAGCCGAGUGAGCUCCAGGAGGAUUGCCUUGGUGAAGCCGCGGACGUCACUGGUGCAGGUCCGUGUGCUACUGGCCAAGACCUCAGCCGCGCCUCGAAAGCCGCGGCCUGGUCACGGGUCGCUGUCGCCAUGAUAAACUUUGUGGGGCCAGCCGUCGGCAGGCCCAACGCAGAAGAACCAGAUCUCCAGGUUUUGCCGCUGUUGAAGCAGUCCCUCCUGCAUGCCCGCGUUCCGUCGCUUCUCGCUGCCGGAAAUCACGGGCCAUUCUGGGCGAGGUCAGUGCUCGAAAAGCUUGUGUCAGUCCUGACGGGUCCCGUCACAUCAGGGGCACCAUUGACGGUUGUCCGAGAGGCGGUCUCGCUUGUGUCCAAGUUCUUCCUGCAGAAUCUGCAGACAUUGCAGAGGCACGAAAGCUUCGGACAGCUGUGGCUUAUGGUGCUGAGACUGAUGCUUCAGUUUAUAAAGCGCGGUUCCGACGACCGCGAUGCUGAGUUGGAGGAAGUGUCCACUGAAAACCUCAAAAACCUCUUGGGCGUUCUUGUCAGCACUAGUGUCCUUGGCUUCGUUUCGCCGAAGGCGGCGCAGCCGAGCGACGCGGCCGCUCGACCGGUGUGGUGGCAGAUGACCUGGGACUGCAUCGAGGUGUUCAUCCCGGGCUUUGGCGAGGACUUCAGCAGGUCCGUGCUGGGCACUGGGCCUGAAGAGGCCACCGUGAGGGUCCUUUGGACAUGCGGGUUUCUGCAGUGCAGCACGAUCUCUUGCCGCUCCACGGAGAAGUCCUCGUACAGUUUCGAGGAUGCUGCACUCGCCCUGGGGCUGACGGCCGGCCUUGGCGCAGCCGCCGCGAGCACGGCCUUAGCGCCGGGGGCUGCGCUGCUAAAGAUGGCCAUGAUGGUCCCAACGCCGCCCCCUCCGUCACUCGCACCGCCAGCACCUCCCCUUGCGGCGGCAACACAGGGCCGGACAAACGCCCUCAUUCCAGCGCAAACGCCUCCCGGGCCACCGCAGCAGUUCAGCCUCCUUGAUGCUUUGCUCCCGAACUUCAACACCGAUACCUUCAUCUGGCGAGUGUCAAUGCUGCAGAUCACGGAGUACAUCGGCUCUCUCUUGCUGGGAAGUGCUUACGGGUCUCCGAAGCUUUGCUCCCUGUACCUGCUGGGCGCCUCCUGGGGCCCAGCGAUUGCGCAGGGAGCAGUUUGGCGGCUGAUGCUUCCGAUGAUGUUGCACGCAAAUGCACUGCACAUCUUCUUCAACCUCUUCUUCCAGAUGCGCAUCGGCUUUGGGAUGGAGAAGCAGUUCGGGCGGCGGAAGUUCUGCCUCCUCUACAUGUUCUGUGGCUUCCUUGGCAACCUCAUCUCCGUAGCUGCCGACCCAAUGAAGCUGGCGGUGGGAGCGUCGACCAGUGGCUUCGGGCUUUUGGGAGUGUGGGCAGCAGAGGUUCUCUUAACAUGGGACCUGCUGGGUGAGAGCCGCUCCAGGGUGUUCUUGUGGUUCGCUUUCAUGGUUACAAGCUGCAUCAUGAUGUCCACCAUCUCCCCCAAUGUGGAUUUCGUUGGGCACUUCGCCGGGAUGCUUGCAGGCUUCCUCCUCGCCAUCAUCCUUGCGGACAUGCAGGAGGAGCACCAGCCCGCUUGGUACGACAAGGCCAAGAUGACGGCCAAGAAUGUCACGGCGCUGAUCGUCAUCGCUUCGCUCGUUCGGGCCAUCACUUUGGGCCCAGAUGGGCCCAUCCCCUACUGCGGGACCAUCUUUCAUCCGCGCCGCUUGCCCUUCUGA
Molecule: messenger RNA, 4740 nt
Organism: Symbiodinium sp. CCMP2592
Lineage: Eukaryota; Dinophyceae; Suessiales; Symbiodiniaceae
Source: the annotation of a GenBank genome assembly